Messenger RNA from Dermatophagoides farinae (American house dust mite), 3293 nucleotides. NCBI's taxonomy places the organism in Eukaryota, Metazoa, Arthropoda, Arachnida, Sarcoptiformes, Pyroglyphidae. The record is from RefSeq and is a predicted model, not a curated record.
UAAUGAGAAUUGUGGAAAGAGUUUUUCUUCCCUUUCUCUUCAAGUGUUUGUUUGUGUGUGUGUGUGUGUGUGUGUGUGUGUUUCAUCUGACAUCGUUUUUCCUCAACAUGAAAAAUAUCCAAUAAAAUGUGGGCGGCGGUUCAUCAUCAUGGUGGGACAAGAUGAAUAAACAAAAAGACACACACAGAAAAUAAUGGCAUCUAAAACUCCACCUCGUACUGAACAAUCGACAUCCACAUCAUUCGAAUCAAUUGGAUCGAUUGGUAUUGGUAAAACAACAACGACAGCACAAUCACCAUCAUCACCAAAUACGAAAUUGAUUCAAGAUAUUCCACGAUUACGACCAGAAGAUGGUGGUGCAUUGCCCGAUUAUAUUUGUCUUUAUGAUUGUAUUGUUUAUUAUAUGAUGUGUCCAAAUCAUGAUCGUAUCGCAAUAACAAGAUUGAAACGUGCACGUAAUAGUAGUAAUCGUGAUCGUCGUAUCAUAUGGUUACCAUUCAUUGUUCUACCGGAUCAUGUAACAUGGGAACAAGCAGCCAAUGAUGGUUUGACAUUGUUAUUCGGUUAUAAAGAUGAUGAAGAUUCGGCUCAUUCAAAAUUACCACCACCACCAAUGCAAGUGUCACCAAUGCAAUUUCUUCGCAUUCAACUUUCUGGUGAUCGUUACUUUAUUCGUUAUGCAUAUUUUGUUCAUAUUGAAAAACGAGAUAAUUAUGUUUGUUGUCAAGAUAUUGAACAAUCGGAUCGUUCAUCAGUAAUAACAUGGAUGUCAAUGAAUGAUAUCGUUCAGAAUGAAAACUUAUGGGGACCUGAAAUGUUGAAUUUCACCGAAAAACUUGCUGAACAAAUGAACGUUAUCGAUACUAAUGCUGCUUCUGGUUCAUCAACACCAACGAUGACUGAUACAUUGAUUGAUCUACAAAUCCACGAACAAACAUUGGAUAAUAUUGUUGGUGAUAUAAUGACUGAUAAAAUUUAUGGCAAAUUUCUCAAUGGAUGUAAAAUUACCUCCGAUAUGAUCAUAGCUGCUUAUGAAGAAUAUUUGGAACAUUGUUGGCCUGCAACAUUGAUGUGUAUGGUUGCAUUUAAAACAUUUCUCGUUCGUUAUGGUUAUCCACGUAAUGAUACUAGCGCUCAGGAAUGGAUAUUCAAUGCAUUGGAUAUUGAACGUUUAGGCUAUCUGAAUUUCCAUCAAGUUCUUGUCGGUAUUGUUUGUUUGGAUCCAGCUACCCCAAAUGAUAAUAGUAUACGAUUGAAAAUGGUAUUCCGUUAUUAUGCAUUGGAAAAGAAUCAAGAAUUAUUAUUUGAAGAAUUUGUUUCGUUGGUUCAUGAUUUACAUCCAUCAAUGGAAGCAAAAAAAUUACGACAAACUGUUGAAGAAUUGGAACGUAAAAUUCGUGAUCCAAAUGCUGCUGCUGCUGCUGCAACUGGUGGGGGUAGUCAGACCAUUACAUUUCAAGCAUUCGAACAAGCAAUACGUAAUCGUAUAUUGAAAGGUACGGAAAAAUUGGUACGAUCAUCGAAAUCAAUCAUAGGACAAAUGAUGCAUUUGAAUAAAGUGAAAAAUGAUUCACGUACAGCAGUGAUGGUUGUACGUCAUCAUCAUCCAAAAUCACCAAAAACACCAUCAUCACCAACUUCUAAACGUACUCGUGGUGCUGCUGCCGCUGCUCCUGGUACAUGUAAUGGAUGUCGUGCCCAAAAAUAUAAAUUCGGAACACAUUGUGUUUGUUUGGAUACUAGUGGACGUUGUGUAAAACCAUUACGAUUAUUCGAUGUGGAAAUUCGUGAUACAAUAACACCGUCACGUUAUUCAGCCGAAUAUGUUUUCGGUAUGAAUACAAUUUGUCGUAAUUUUCUAGAUCUUGUACGUCGUGCAUAUCAACAGAAUGAAAGUCUUUUUUCAACUACUGAAGAUUUACCAUUGGCGUUACAAACAAUACGUACAUUAUGUGAAUUUGUACGACUGAUUCUGGAAUGUGAAGAUCGUUUUAUGAAGAUAAAUGCACCAGCUAUUGUUAUUGGUGAUAUUGGUGGACGUAUUGAUUCGAUAAUGUCAUUGGAAAAAGCAUUCUGGACCCAAGUACCAAUCAUGACAACUAAUCUGAUAUUUUUGGGAAAUUAUGUUUCCGGCAAUAAUGGUAGUGAUGGUGGUUCGACCAAAUCAUCCAAAUCAAAUGUUGAUGUUAUAUGCUAUUUAUUUGCAUUGAAAAUUGCUGCACCAAAUCAAGUAUGUUUAUUACGAGGUUAUAAUGAAACUUGUGAUACAUCGAAAGAACUGCUAAAAGAAUGUAUUCAAAAAUAUGGCCCAGAGGAUGGCCGUCAAUUGUGGAUGGAAUUUAAUCGAUCAUUUAAUUUAUUACCAUAUGCUAUAUUAGUGGAUGAAAGUAUUCUUUGUGUUCAUUCUGGUCUACCGCGUGUAAUGAUGCCAAUUACAAAAUUUUCCGAAAUACCGAAAAAAAUUGCGAAUCCCGCAAAAGAAAGUCAAUUAGCAUUGGAGUUAAUUUCGAAUAUUCCAACCGAUGUUCCACAACCAAUUGGUGGUGGUGGUGGUGGCGUAACAAAUCCCGAUGAUCGUAAAACUGAAUUUGGUUAUUCAAUUUUUCAUACAUUUAUGCGAACCAAUUCACUUAAAUUUAUGAUUCGUGGUCAUGAUCAACCAUUGGAUGGUUAUCGUUAUUAUUUUGAUAAUCGUUGCAUAACGAUUACAUCGGCAUUGAAUAAAAAUUCAACAAUCAUAUUGAUUGAUAGUGAAAAUGAAGAACUACGUAUGAUUAAAGUGGCAACCGUUACUAGCAGUACAAUCAGUAGCUCAACAACAACAAAAACAAAAGAAGAACAAUUUGAAUAAUUUUAAUUUUCAAUUUUUAUAAUUUUUGGAAUCAAAUCAAAUUUAAGAGAAAAAAUUUAAAACCAAUCAUUUUUUAAAAUGUUGUACGACCUUCUUCAUCAGCAUUGCCACCGACACCACCACCAUGAAUAUGACGGUGAUGAUGAUGAUUUGAACGUAAAAAUGGAAUCUGUUCAUGUUGUAUAGCAAAUGGUGAUAUAUGUUGAUGUUGUUGCUGAAAUUGAACAAUCGAUCGACCAUCUAAUGGUAUUGGAUCACUUAUUUCAAGCCGACGAUCCGUUGGAAUGAUUUCCGAUUUAUCAUCAUUGUCAUCAAUUUGACGACUACUGCGACCAAGAUUAAGACGAAUUUUGAAAAUGAUACACGUGAAAUUUAAACAUGUACUAGCGACAACGAUAGUAACACUUGUAAAUGGUAAUAAAAAUGGUAUGAAUAAAUUCAA